ACUGACAACUCAUGGGGCCCCCGGGCAAUAGAGGAUCAUGGGGCCCCUGUGUCCUUGCCCAAACUCAAAAAAGCCUAUGAAAAAGGUACCAGGGGCAUCUCAUGGGGCCCCCUACUGACCCCGGGCCCUCGGGCAGUGCCCGAGUUUCCAAAUGGUCAGUCCGCCCCUGCCCAGCAACACGCAUUUUCUUCAACACUUGCAGACUGGAGACAGUAAACAGUAUUGAGCUUGGAUGGAGAACUGUGAACAUGAGGACAAAUCUCUUUAGCACUUCAUUUUGAAUUUUU
Messenger RNA from Staurois parvus, 287 nucleotides. NCBI's taxonomy places the organism in Eukaryota, Metazoa, Chordata, Amphibia, Anura, Ranidae. The record is from the annotation of a GenBank genome assembly.